CUCACCUGGACACUAUUGGCGGUGUUAUAUCACAAAACCUCACAUUUGCCUGCUGUACAACCCUUCUGGUCAACUGGAACAACGCUUUUCAUCAUCGCUUAUUUAGUGUAUAAUAUAUGUGCAUCUGAGCUCAAGGACACGAAAACUUUUGCACAUAAAUCAAAAGUGAAUCUAGUAAAUCCAGUACACCAGGAUUCAUGCAUGAGCUGGAGUGCAGGGAUGGUUAGGUAAUACAUAUACAUUGAUUUAUUGGGUUUAUAUACCGUAGAGUGAACCGUCAUGGAGCUCCGGACGGCAUCAGCGGACGCGCAGCCGGGGCUGACCGGGGACAGGACGCCCGAGAGCCGCAUGGACGAGUACCUGCACUCGCAGGGUUUCUACCGCAAGAAGAUCGCCAAGGACGGGUCGUGUCUGUUCAGGGCCGUGGCAGAACAGGUGCUGCAUUGUCAGAGUUUACACACACAGGUCCGAGCGGCGUGUGUGAAGUAUCUGAGACAGAACAGAUCUACUUAUGAGCUGUUUAUCGAAGGCGAUUUUGAGAAAUACCUGUUGAAUUUGCAGGACCCUCAGAGCUGGGUUGGACAAGUGGAGAUCACUGCUUUGGCUGAGCUCUAUAAGCAUGAUUUCGUUAUUUUCCAGGAGCCUGAUCAACCCCCCGUCCACAUCACAGAGAACGGCUUCCCUUAUAAGGUGCGACUGUGUUUCCUCAAUGGAAACCAUUACGAUAGUGUUUACCGUCAAUCAUUUGAAAAAAGUGCUGCUGUAUGUCAAUCUAUCCUAUAUGAGCUGCUGUAUGAUCGUGUGUGUGGUGUCGAGCGUGGUGUUGUGGCAUCGUGUGUGAGAGGAAGAGGAAGAGACAGACUGGACUCGGAGCAAUGCAAGAGUAGCGAAGAGUCCGACCUGGAGGAGGAAGAUUUCUGGUCCAAUGAAGCCAAGGACAAGACCACCAAUGGGACGAACAGCGGACCGACACGAAGAGGUCGUGGGAGGGGCCAUUCUCGAGGAGGAGGGCGUGGCUUUCUGUCAACUAAGGCGAAAAAGUCCCUAAGCCCCGCCCUCUACAGGAACGUUGAGUACGACGUGUGGCUUCGUUCUAAACGGCUUCAGCAAAAGCGAGAUUUCUGCAUGGCCGCAGGGAUGCAGUAUUCGGUUGGAGACAAGUGCAAAGUGCAGUUGAGCGGCAGUAAUCGCUUCUAUACCGCUUGCGUUCAGGAAGUCAGUCCUGACAAUGGGCCAGUCACCGUAUUCAUUGAGGAACUCUGCAAGCAACAUAUCGUGCCGUUGUUGAGUUUGCGUCUUCCGUCUGAAGAACCUCAGUCUUGGCAGUCGGUGUCCGAAAAGAGCAAAAGACAUUCUGCACACAACGAACAAACAUGCUCUGAGUGGGACAGCAGAGGGGGACGUAAGUUCAGCAAACCAGUGCCACAUUCUGCACCCAGCGUUCAUGUGCACAGACUGCACUCCUUGCCUCAGCAAACCACCGCAGAUGAGCAGCCAAAUGGGCGGAGCAUGAAGUUUAGGGAAUCCGAUGAGCUCAGCAGUCCAGUGUAUAUAGCUCCAGAGGAGGAACAAGAGAGCGUGCUUCUAGAACUUCUGCACAAAGACGAGCACAACUUCCCCUCGCUCGGAGCAAGCACCCAGACGGCCACAGCUGAGGUCACAAAGGGAGGAGAGAAGAGGAACUCUCGGAAGAAACAACAGAAGGAGUAUCUCUCGGAGACAGACCUCAAAGCAGCACCCCAGAAGCUUAUCCAGAAACAGAAGUGCAAUGAUGAAAAUAAACAUGUGAGAAGGGUUUCUGAGGAACUAGAGCAAAGAUCUUCUCCCCCAACUAAGGAGAAAUCUUCCCCUGCCUCUCCUUCAACUUCUGCUGUUGCUGCUGCUUCUGCCAACAAAACUGCCCCAGCUCCAUCUCAGGCCGUUUCUGCUACUGCCCCUAGUGUAGCUCAGUAUGCUCCUAUGGCUAUUAAAACGACCCCAGUUGAACCCCAGACUGGUCUUGCUCAGCGCUCCAAUCAGCUUGCACCAGUGAAAAUUUGUACUCCUUCAAACUCCGUCCCUGUUGUCUCAAUUAUCACUACUACCCCUGCCUCCAAACCUUCCCGACUCCCAGCAGUAACUGCUUCCGUACCUAUUGCAGCCCGGCCCAGACCUGUACUUCCCCCUGGUUCUUCUCAACCCACUCAGGGUCCAUUUCCAACUACCCCUGUUACUUCUUCAGCCCUCGCUCAAGUUACCCCAGUUAUACCCCCCACCACUGUGGAAGUACCUGCUCCAGUCUCCUCUCAAACUACUCCAGCCCCUUCUGUCUUAGCCCUAAACACCCCUGUUAAAGCCAUGCCUCUGGUUCAAACUGCCCUGCCCUCUAUCUCUGCCCCAAUCUUCGUACCUGCCUCUGUAAUACCUGUCUCGACUACUACCCCUGUACCAGCUCAGGGAACUGCCCCUAUAGUAGAUGCCCCAGACCUGUUUCCUGCCACUCUUCCUGACAACAGAGGCAGUGCUCAGUCCUGUGUCCAACCAACUGUGAACCUUCCUAUUGCUCUCAUGCAAACACCUCAUGCCCAUCCUACUUCCAUCUCUCCAUCCUCUGGGCCCACACAUGCUCCACCUUUGGCCACACCUCAGUCCUCACCUAAUGCAUCAGAGUCAUGCACAAGUGAAUCUCUGGCCAUACCUGCUUCAGGAGUACCACCUGUUCCCGAGCACCUGUCCCAGCCCACUCAAAUCCCCUACCCUCGUCUCCAAUGGUCUCGGCUCCUUCAGGACCCGCUAUAUCCAGGAUUCCCCCAGAAUGAGAAGGGGGAAAUGGAACCACUGCCCCCCUUUUCCCUCUCCCGUAAAGGAGAAGACCUGCCACAAGAUAUCAGUGUUCUCAGGUUCUUCUUCAACCUCGGGGUCAAGGCGUACUCUCAGCAGAUGUGGCCUCCCAUGGCAUAUCUGGUUCCUCUGUACCAAGCCUAUCAAGUGUACCUUAGAGGGACUCCUUCCUCUAAUCCUCCCGCUUACCCCAACGUGACGUCAUUGCAACCAGACAAUCCAUCUCCUCUGCAGAACUUGUGUUCCACCCCUGACCGCUUACUGGACAACCAAAGUCACACGCCCUUAACAGUUGGCAGUGGUCCUGUUGGUCCCGAAGAGGUUGAAGGGUACGAUCAUCGCCCAUCCAUUCCAAUGCAGGGGCCACCAAGACCAGCAAUGCCCUGGUCUAUGCCUCAUCCAAAUACCUAUCCUGGCCCAUACCCGGUGCCCCCAACUGCUUCUCCAGAGCAGUUUUCAGCUCCACCCUAUCUGACCUCUGGGAAUCAUCUGUAUCCAUCUUCAUCUGGUGGUUUCCAUCAUAUGGAACCUCCACCCACACCUUGUGAAGCAUUAAAUCAUGGCCCUCCUGGUGGGAUGGGUGUCCAGCAAUCUGUUCCUUCACCAUUGGAGAGGGGUCAAGAGAAUGGCAAAAGGUCUAUGACAUCUCAAUUUUGGUCCUUGCAGAAGACUCCUUUCUUUCCUGGAGGCCAAUCCCAUUUGGGUUUUGGAGAUUUCAAGCCUGUGGAUGUUACAACGAUGACGGAACCUCCACGCUUUGGUGGACCUUUUCCAAUGGGUCCGGUGCAAGGAGACAUGGCAGGAGUGGCCACCACUUUACCCAAUGGAAACUUGGGAAGACAAGGGGAAGUCUUCCAAAAGAGUGUCCUCAGAAGACCUAUUGUGGAUGAGCCUGGUCGCCUCAUCCCCGCAUAUUCUCCCCAUGAUAAAUUGUCAUUCGAAGAAAUUGAGUUUGUCAAUGUCGAACAGUCGUGCUACAGCCAGUCCUAUAGGAGUGAAGGAAGGCGUGGCCAAGAGGAUAGAGGAGGAUAUAGAGGGAGGGGCCACCGUGGCCGGAAAAGAAAAGACGACCAAUCAUCUUACAGUGGAGGACGUUAUGGGAGGCGAGGGGCGGGGCCAAGGGUAGGGUCACAGUCAACAUUUCAGUGACUAUAACACUGAAUAUACAGAUAUCUAUACUCUGUCAUUUCAGUUUCUGCUGGGCUUUUGGUAUACUUCAUUAGUUCUGUCACCCAUGAUUUUAACUGUCUUCAGUUUUUUCACAAAGGAAGUUUAAAUAGGUUUGGAAAGAUGUUGUGAAAAUAAAAUGUAAUAAAAUGUUCUUGCUAAGCACUAACUGCAUUGCCCUAAUUACAAAACGCACAAACUUUGGAACUGUAUUAAAUAACACAUACUUUUC
This is a messenger RNA of Xyrauchen texanus (razorback sucker), 4219 nucleotides long. RefSeq names its product OTU deubiquitinase 4 (gene otud4). The transcript is spliced from 20 exons. The record is from RefSeq and is a predicted model, not a curated record. Gene Ontology annotation, molecular function: K63-linked deubiquitinase activity; cysteine-type deubiquitinase activity. Lineage: Eukaryota; Metazoa; Chordata; Actinopteri; Cypriniformes; Catostomidae. Gene Ontology annotation, biological process: protein deubiquitination; negative regulation of interleukin-1-mediated signaling pathway; negative regulation of toll-like receptor signaling pathway. Bases 280 to 3969 code for a protein of 1229 amino acids.